AUGAAUGAUACAGAAUCAUCUGAUUCUAAUGCUGAGAAAAUAUCAAAAGACAACAUUACAAGUCUGGAUCAUCAAAAUCAUGUAGAAGUGACUGAAAAUGCAGAUGGUCAUCGAGUUUUGAGGGUCAGACAAACAAUUAGAAUGCCGAUAUGUUACCUAGAUGAACUGAAGCGACCCAGAAUAAUGAUGCUGAGAGAAGUUCCAAGGAACUAUGAUGAAGCAGUGAAAUCCUCAGACGUAGAAAAUUGGAAAGCUGCAAUGUAUGAAGAAAUGGACUCACGUCAAAUGGUUAGUACUUGGAAAUUAGCUGAUUUACCAGCUGGAAGGAAGGCUAUUGGAAAUCGAUGGGUGUUUGCAAUUAAACUGGAUAAUAACAAUGACAUUGUACAGUACAAAGCAAGGCUAGUUGCAGAAGGGUUUAGCCAAAGGCCAGGGCUUGAUUUUUCUGAAACUUUCAGUCCUGUGGUUUGGGACCUCUCUUGUGUGUUGCUAUUCAAAGAAAUUGGAACAUCAGACUAUUUGAUAUUAAAACAGCAUUCUUGA
This is a messenger RNA of Schistocerca gregaria, 543 nucleotides long. RefSeq lists its product as uncharacterized. The record is from RefSeq and is a predicted model, not a curated record. The coding region runs from base 1 to 543 and encodes 180 amino acids. Lineage: Eukaryota; Metazoa; Arthropoda; Insecta; Orthoptera; Acrididae. The transcript has a single exon.